GACCACACAGAGCGGUGGGAAUGCAUGCUAGCUCACACCACAUGCGCCUCCAUUCCUCAUGGAGGUCGAUCGGCUAGAGAUGUAUAUAUACAUCCACACACGCUCUGCUCAAGCAACGAGGAGCUAGCGUCCAUUCCCCAUUGCUUCGUCCUAUACCUAGCUCGGCGCUUACUUUUCCUCAACCGACGCCAUGCGAGGCCCCCACGCCAGGGCCUUCCAGCAAGGCUUCCUCAAGAACUUGAUCCUGAGCCUGCAGGCCCGCAGCGAAGCCUGCUGCGUCUCAUCCUCGGGGAGCGCGAGCGCCGUGAUGAGCCUCCAGGAGAGGAAGCGCGCCAUCAAGUCGUCGGCCGACAUCGCCAUGGCCGCCGCCCGCGGCGGCGGAGCGCGGUGGCCGCGGGCCAUCUUGGCUUCUUCUUCUUCUUCUUCUUCGUUGUCGUCUAGGCCGGCGACGUGCAAGUCGCCGGCCGGGAAGGCGCGCAGGUGCAAUAGGAUCGUGAGGCGGUGUUUCCGCGCGAGGAGGUCGAGAGACGGCGCUGGUGCUUGUUCCCGUGCAAGAACGGCGACGGCGAUGAUGACUAGCGGUGAGGUUGCGAGGAGGCUGGUGAGGAAGAGGACCAAGGUGCUGAGGAAGAUGAUACCUGGAGGCGAGCUGCUCGACGAGAUCUCGCUGCUUCAUGAAGCCAUGGACUACGUCGCGCACCUACACGCGCAGGUUGACGUGCUCCGGCGCAUCUCGAAUGCAGUGCGAUGAGAUCCGGUUUACCAGGGCUUUUGCACCAAGUGCGUGCCUAGAGGAGGAAGUAAAAGGGCGGUUCAAUUUUCAGGCGAAAUGGCGGAUAGAUUGUCCGGAGUAGCAGGUAUGCAGAAAGGGGAGGAGAGAUCACGCAGAAAGUACGCCGCCUGCUGGAAAAAAAAAGCAUGUGGAAAUGAUGAAGGCUGUGUUUAGAUGGAGGGAAAAGGGGAUGCGAAAAGUCAUAUCGGACACUGUAGUAUAAUGUAGCAUUUUUCGUUUAUUUGUGGUAAUUGUUGUCCUACCAUGACCUAAUUAGGCUCAAAAGAUUCGUCUCGUCGUGUAAAUCAAAACUAUGUAAUUAGUUUUUUUAUUUACCUACAUUUAAUGCUUCAUGCAUGCGUCA
This is a messenger RNA of Panicum virgatum (switchgrass), 1136 nucleotides long. Its product is annotated as transcription factor IBH1-like 1. Gene Ontology annotation, molecular function: protein dimerization activity. The transcript is spliced from 2 exons. Gene Ontology annotation, biological process: regulation of DNA-templated transcription. The record is from RefSeq and is a predicted model, not a curated record. Lineage: Eukaryota; Viridiplantae; Streptophyta; Magnoliopsida; Poales; Poaceae. Bases 191 to 751 code for a protein of 186 amino acids.